Messenger RNA from Rhopilema esculentum, 3775 nucleotides. RefSeq names its product fucolectin-2. NCBI's taxonomy places the organism in Eukaryota, Metazoa, Cnidaria, Scyphozoa, Rhizostomeae, Rhizostomatidae. The record is from RefSeq and is a predicted model, not a curated record.
UAGGACUCCUAAAAGAUUCAACGACUGGAAUAGGAGAAGACGAGGAACUUUAGCUAUACUAGGAAACUUGCCGCAUUGUGGAGAUGAUUUGUUUUAAGGCACUUUGUCCAUCUAUCCCUGCAUUUGAUUUGUAAUAAAAAAACAUCGCCUGCAUGACAAGAUCUUGUCACAGGCUUCAAAGGAGCGAAGGCUGGUGUUUCAGCAACUGCACCUCGAGUAUGCUGGGGCUCCGAAUAGCAGCCAUUUUUGAAUCACACAUAGAUGAAGGGCAUUUCGUCUUCGCAUUCAACAUACAAUAGAAGCCACUCGAAAACAAUAGACUGAAAUAUUUUAACAACUUGCAUGAUUUAUGCAAUUAGUUCGGCCAAAGAAAAUUCGGUGUCUGCAUUUGAAUCGUGCUUAUGUCGAAUUAUAAGGCAAACAGUGUCGAACUGAACAGCUGCAUCGAAUGAUAUAAAAGUUCUGUACCAAAGUGAUUCAGCCGCCAUAUUCAUCAUGUACUGAAUUAAGUCAAAUUAAUACAGGACAUGAUUACAACGCGUUCUAAACUUGGCCAUUCAAUGUAAAGUAAAAAUUCAAGCAAGUUUGCUGUGCAUUUAAAGAUUGGAAAUUAUAAAAAGUUGAGGUAUGACCGAGGCAACUUAAACAGGGACUAUAUUCUCUUGAAUUAAAACAGCACAUCGUUAAUGCCUUCAAGGAGAUUAACUGCGUAAAAAUGAAAUCAGUAUACAGGUGUCUUUUGGGUAUUCCUCCAACGCCUCUCUUCAUCUCUGGCCUGUGAUUAAAGUCAUUGCAAGUCGUAUGUUAGCAAAGAUUAGUCAAGUACGUGAUAGCUUGAUGUUAUCAAAAUUGAAAGCUGCAAAGGUACCGAAUAAGCUGUUCUACGUAAUGAACUAAUUUUUUUUGUGGCAAAAAUAUAAUUGUAUGCAGUCUACUUUGAAUUAGCAAUUGCAUCAGUUACUAUCGAUACAAAUUAGUUUAACUAAUCAUGAAUUGUCUGGCUGGCAUUGGCAUCCCAUUCUAGCGGUCAUUCAAUAUAGAGGUUUAUUUUUAAAUCAUGUGUAUUUCCACAGGUAGAUUAUCCAACAAACAAAUGCAGAAAUUUUCAUUUUAGCUACAAAGUCUUUGAUGCGAUCAAUAGGGCAGGAUUAAAACUUUGUUUUUCAUAUUGAAUUUGCAGCUGGCUUUCUGGCAACAGCACUUCAAAAUAGGUAUAAAAUAAAAGCGGAUCUCUAAUCUUUUCUGAAAGGUUUGAGUUUGUGUGAGAGAAGCAUCAGUGAACAGGGUAAUAGGAACUUGGUAGUUGAUGAUUAAGACAACUAAAGUGUUAUUGAAGCUGCCAUCAGAACUGCAAGAUGAAAGUUGCUGCUAUUUAUAUCAUUGUCUGCAUCGCUAUGAUCUUACCUGACUUGGCUUCAACUGGUACAAAUUUUGAAUUGAUAAAAAAUGCUGAACCUUCAACACAUACAGUAUGGAAAAGUCCUUUGGUUGAUAAAAUAUUUUUUCAGUGCGAUAGAGAAAUGGACUGUCAAUACUUGGUUAAAGAAUUUGGAUCUGAAGAAUUCAAGAUAUUGCGUAAGGGAUAUGAACUUAAAUCACACGAAAAUUAUGCUGUUAUCUGGAAGAAAAUUCAAGUUGGUAACAUGCAUAAUCUUGCUUUGGAGAAAGCAGUGAGCAUGACUGCCAUUUACAGAAACGCAACAGUUGCUUCGAAUGCUGUAGACGGAAACAGGGGUACAGAGUUCAACUCCUGUGCACAGACAAGUUUGGGAUUCCCUGCUUGGCUGCGAGUUGAUUUGGGAAAGAAAGCAGUUGUCAAAUCUGUCCAUGUAAUAAGCUUAGAAGCUCGCAGCAGAGCUAUGAGCCAAUUCAGUAUAAAGGUUGGUCAAAGCACUGAAAAUGGAGGACAAGGCAAUUCUGCUUGUGGAACAGGAAUAACCAUUCCUAAUUCAGACAAUAACAUAACUGUACAGUGUCCGGAAAACACAGUCGGACGUUACGUGUCGAUCACUCUAAACGGUUACAUUGAAGUUUGCGAGAUGGAAGUGCUUGGAUAUUUCGUAUCCUGAAGAUGACAGGGCAAAUGUAAAGCAUAUUCAAGUCUUUUCUCAAUAAGCGAUAAUUCAAUAAAAGAAUGACUCUGACUAUAAUUUAAGCCUGUAGAAAGUGAUUUUAGCUGUUGUCACUAAGUACCUCUAUUUUUUGGCUUAAAGUGCCUAGGCCUAUCUAAACCCUAACCUGAUGUUAUUAGGUCUUUGCCUGUUGUCCUGUCGAAGCCUCCACUUGUUUCUAUUUCUACAUUACAGGAGUGAACAUUUUCCAACUUUUUUUUAUUUCUCCCUCCAUCUUUUUCUUUCUUAAACUUUGUUUUGCCCUCCAUUCACACAUGACCUAAUGUCUAAGUACAGGAGGACAUCCGGUAUUUAGCUUUUUCCAACCCCUAAAUGCUUAAACCCCUCCCCCCCUCCCUCCUAUAAUACCGAAAAUUUAUCUUGUUAAUUUUCCACAAAAUUGACAAUAAAGAAGUACUGUGAAGCUGCCUAAUUUUUAGCUUUCUCAGCAAGCAAAAGAUUGUUUCUCUAGACAGCCUCGUUGUGUAAAUUAUGUGGAUUUGUGAAUUUGAUCAAUAUAUCAUUCUAAAUAUCGCUGUUAUCGGUAAAGCAUCCUCUUCAGCUUGUGAGAUUUUCAAGGUAACGAACAAAGUAUACUGCAUGGCAUGAGCAGUGAAGUUUGUGCAAUCUCAUCUGGAUAUCGAAACCAAAACUGAUCCCAGGAUUGUUCAUAAAUUCUCAAUUAUUGCCUUUAUUGGCUCGACAAGUAUCCACUAAAUUCUAUACAUGUGAUAAAUUGCAAUUGCAAAAAGUACUUAACUGCUGAGAAAGUUUUGACUUUAUCUGAAAAAAUUAAUAACAAUCCGAGGUACAGAAAAAAUUAAAAACAGUCAGCCUGUACCUCAAUCUCAAUUUACAAGUUCUUGUACUGAAGAGAGUUGAAUCACUCCAAAAGGACAAUUACUAGUUUACAUAGUUAUCUUGCCAGUUACAAUUAGUAGACUCCAUUACAAUUAGUAAAGAAGAAAAGGAAAAAGAACACUUAUAAAUACCAUGUUUAGAGAUUUAGAGAUGGCUAGCUUUUUGCAAAGUAUGUCUAAGGCUGUUUAAAGAAACCCAAUGUUUGUUGUUUUAAUUGAGAUGGAGGUUUUACAAACUUUCUCUCCUAGCACUGGCUUUUCAAAACAUUCUCCCGAACCUUACAACGCAUGUUCCAUCAAUACAAUUUUUAAAAGGUGAGAUAUGGAACGUCAACAGUGGAUUUAGAAAAUGCAGCAGUUUUUUCAGUUGAGUAUUCAAUAUUGGCUCCAUUUUAUACGUAUAAAUGUAAAAGAAGCAAAAAUUAGUGUAAGAAAUGAACCAAUUCCAUUCUUCUACCACCACCCCCCUCCCAAAUAGGAAUUAGUUCCAUCAACACCGUAACACAAGUUCUAAUUAAGAAAAGACAGAAGGCUUCUGUCUAAUUUAGAAAACUAGAAUGUGGAAGUCUGUACUAUUAAGGAAAGCUGCAUGCUACUUGUAUGUAAUUUUUAUAAGUUUAGCAGUCAAAAUCUAGUAUUUUAAUUGCUAUAGGUUACCUCAUAAGAACCAAUAAAUACAGUUUAUAUUACUUGAAUUUUCCCCCCACUUUUUCUAAUAAGUAUGACAUAUCACUGGAGUUAUCUGAUUGACCAAUUCUCAUUUCGCAGAUGUAUGAGUAUGAGUUAGGGGAUGUUUGUUUAACU